AUCGUCUUUACUGACCGGGAUCUCCCUCCUACCGGUGAAGAUCACAAUGAUCCAUUGGUCAUCACCAUGGACAUUAAUGGGGUGGAUGUCGCCCGGGUACUUGUUGACACCGGCAGCAGUGUCAACAUCUUAUACCUGGAGACCUUCCAAAAACUCAGGUUGUGUCGAACACAACUUGAACCCCUCAAAACCCCUCUCUCAGGCUUCACGGGGGACACCGUUGAAGCUAAAGGAUCCAUAGUUCUACCGGUCGAACUAGGAUCAGGUGAAAAGACCGUGUGGAAGAAGAUGCGGUUCAUAGUUGUGGACAUCAAAUGCGUCCACAACGCAAUUCUUGGAAGGCCAGGCAUCAAUAGAGUCGGGGCGGUGAUUUCCAUGCCUCAUCUAUGCAUGAAGUUCCACACUCCAGGUGGUGUGGAUGAGGUGAAGGGCGACCAGAGGAACGCCCGGGAGUGCUAUGCCCGGGCACUCAAGAAAAUGACCAAGGGGGUCAAUGUCAUCUCCCAAGAGAUCACAAAGGGAGAGACCCGGGGGAAAUUGGAGCCCGAGGCUGAGACGGUGGAAAUCGAACUUCACCCGGGUGAUUCUUCGAGGAUGGUAUCUCUGAACCACCCGGCUGAUAUGCGAGCCACGUUCGAUAUCAUGGCAAGAUACAACCACCGGCUGAAUCCUAAGAAAUGCGUCUUCGCGGUUCGUACCGGGAAGUUCUUGGGAUUCAUGGUGACCAAGAGAGGAAUAGAGCCCAAUCCAGAAAAAAUCCGGGCUAUCACUGAAAUGCAAGCCCCUACCUCCGUUAGGGAUGUUCAAAAGUUGACCGGUCGUUUAGCGGCCCUCAGCCGGUUCCUUUCCCGGUCAGCUGAGAGAUCCCUGCCCUUCUUCAAAGUUCUGAAGAAGGCCAACACGUUUGCAUGGGACGAAGAAUGCCGGAGGGCAUUCGAGGAGCUGAAAGAGUACCUAGCGUCGGAUAUUGUAUUGUCUAAACCCGAACCGGGUGAAACUCUGUAUCUGUACCUGGAAAUUUCCCCAAAUGCUGUAAGCUCCGUUUUAAUAAGAGAUGCUGGGGCGCAGAAGCCCAUUUAUUAUGUGAGCAAAGCACUAAACGGGGCUGAGAGUAGAUAUACGGCGAUGGAAAAGACAGCCUAUGCGCUUUUCAUCUCCGCAAAAAAGUUAACAUCCUACUUCCAAGCUCACCCGGUAGAAGUUUUGACUGACCAACCGCUGGGUGCAGUGUUGCGAAAUUCAACAUCCUCCGGGAGGAUGGUGAAGUGGGCGAUGAUGUUAACUCAAUUCAACAUUGAGUACCGGCCAAGGUCAGCAAUUAAGGGCCAGGCCCUUGCUGACUUCCUAGUAGAAAUGACCGGUCUAACUCCAGACUUACCGGUCAACAAGCCCACUGAGCAAUGGUGGGAGAUGGCAGUUGACGGGGCAUCCGGUCCUAGAGGAUACGGGGGUGAAUAUGAAGCUCUGGCUGGAGGGCUCAGACUUGCCCAAGCCCUGAAAAUCAGCCGGGUCAGUAUCAAAUCUGACUCUAGCCUGAUCGUUGGGCAAGUGACCGGUAACAUGGAAGCAAGGGAAGGACGCAUGGCACAAUACAAGGACCUUGUACUUGCCCUGUUGAAAGGCUUCGAAGAGUUCAAGAUCGCCCAAAUUCCCCGGGCGGAAAACGCGGAUGCAGACCUUCUCUCCAAAUUGACGCAGAGGGCUCAUGGGGAAACUCCAUUCUCCCUAACCUAUGGGUGUGAAGCAAGGCUGCCCAUCGAAGCUGAAUUCCCCACGUUUCGGGAGUCAAAUUAUCAACCCCAUCAGAAUGAGGAAGAUCACUUGGCCGAACUCAACUUGGUCGAAGAGCGGAGAAUGGCCGCGGAAGUUAAAAUGAGUACAUACCAACAAGUUGUGAAGAAGUACCAUGACAACAAGGUUGGGCCGCGGUACUUCCAAGUUGGGGAUUAGUCCUACGAAGAAGACAAGCAAGUAGACCCGGCGAUGGAGGAAAGCUGGCAAAAAACUGGGAAGGCCCAUACAGGGUUAGAGCCAUCAUUCGACCAGGAACGUAUCGGUUAGAAACUUUAGAUGGUGUACCCGUAGAAAGAACUUGGAAUUCCCACCAUCUUCGCAAGUUCUACAAAUGAUUGUAAUACUAGACGAGGCCUAACUACAUUAUCAAUCAAAGUGAUGUUCAAUA
Molecule: messenger RNA, 2182 nt
Organism: Cuscuta campestris
Lineage: Eukaryota; Viridiplantae; Streptophyta; Magnoliopsida; Solanales; Convolvulaceae
Source: the annotation of a GenBank genome assembly